Fonsecaea nubica is the source of this 2325-nucleotide messenger RNA. Its product is annotated as pre-mRNA-splicing factor cef1. Gene Ontology annotation, biological process: mRNA splicing, via spliceosome. Bases 1 to 2325 code for a protein of 774 amino acids. Lineage: Eukaryota; Fungi; Ascomycota; Eurotiomycetes; Chaetothyriales; Herpotrichiellaceae. The transcript has a single exon. Gene Ontology annotation, cellular component: spliceosomal complex; Prp19 complex. The record is from RefSeq and is a predicted model, not a curated record.
AUGCCGGUCGUCAAAGGAGGUGUCUGGACAAACAUCGAAGAUGAAAUCCUCAAAGCCUCAGUCUCCAAAUAUGGCCUGAACCAGUGGGCUCGAGUUUCGUCGUUGCUCGCACGAAAGACCCCGAAACAGUGCAAGGCGAGAUGGACAGAAUGGCUCGACCCGGGCAUUCGCAAGAUCGAGUGGUCCAAAGAGGAGGAUGAGAAGUUGCUACAUCUGGCAAAGUUGAUGCCCACGCAAUGGCGGACAAUUGCGCCCAUCGUCGGAAGAACGGCCACGCAGUGCCUGGAGCGCUACCAGAAGCUCCUCGACGAAGCAGAAGCCCGCGAGAAUGAUGAAUUGGGUCUUGGAGGGCCAGAGGGCGGAGAAACUGCAGCGCCAACAGGUGACCAGGUUCGAAAACUGCGCCCUGGCGAGCUUGACCCCGACCCGGAAUCAAAACCUGCGCGCCCGGACACCAUUGAUUUGGACGAGGACGAGAAGGAAAUGCUCAGCGAGGCACGCGCACGUCUAGCGAACACACAAGGCAAGAAAGCCAAGCGUAAAGCACGCGAACGCCAACUGGAGGAGUCACGGAGACUUGCUGUGCUGCAGAAGCGACGAGAGCUCAAAAAUGCUGGCAUCAAUAUCAAAAUAACCACCCGCAAGAAAGGCCAAAUGGACUACAAUGCAGAUAUCCCAUUCGAAAAGCAGGCUGCGCCUGGCUUUCACGAUACGCAAGAAGAGAUGGCGAAGAAUGAGCGCGAGCGGGAACUGUUCGACCCCCGCAAGCAGCAACUGGCACGAAAGAGACAGGGAGAUCCCGAAGAUAACCUCGAUCCCAAACGACAAAAACAAGACAAGGACAAAUCAACAUCCGCCACGGCUGCUGCCGCUGCAAGAGCAGGACAAAUGCAACGACUACGAGAGGCCGAGCAACAAAGCAAGCGACGAGCCUUGAACCUGCCUGCCCCUCAGGUUAGCGAGAGUGAGCUGGAAGAGAUCGUCAAGAUGGGGAUGGCAGGGGAUAAGGCAGUGAAAGCAGCCGGGCGGGAGGACGGAGACGAACGGGGGCUUGUCUCUAACUAUGCGAAUAUGGUCGGAGCUACACCAAUUCGAACUCCCCGGGCCCCUGCAGAAGAAGACCAUAUCGCAAAUGAGAUCAGAAACAUCAGAGCACUCACAGAAACACAGUCAUCUCUGUUGGGUGGAGAGAAUACACCUCUGCAUGAGGGUAGUAGCUCGACAGGCUUUGAUGGAGUUGCGCCUCGAAGACAGCAAAUGAUCACUCCAAAUCCGAUGGCGACACCCUUGCGCCAAGCCGAAGGUGCAGGACAGUUUCCUGGGGCCACCCCUCUGCGCACACCCCGCGACAACCUGACAAUCAAUGAAAGAGGCGAAAGACAGCUUGUUGCUCAAACACCACGGGACAUGCGGUUGGCCGAGAACGUCGCAAGACAGUCACUUAGGGCGAAGCUCUCGUCUCUACCGAAACCCAAAGAGACAGAAUGGGAAUUAGAAGUGUUGCCGUCAGAACAAGAAGAGACCUCAGGCAGUGUCACCUUGAACAGAGAGGAUCAAGACGAAAUCGACAGGCGCGAGCGGCAAGCCCGGGAAGCAGCAGCAGCAGCAGAGUUUAAACGACAAACUCAAGUCUACCAACGAGCUCUACCUCGACCGACCACCAUCAACUACAACGCAUUGGCCUCAGAAGCGACCUCCAUAACUGAUCCGAUCCGAGCAAUGAUCGCACAAGAGGCGGCUCUUCUCAUGGCGAAUGACGCAAGCAAGUUCCCUCUUCCUGGCUCCAAGGUAAUUGGCAAACCUCCCCAGUUGAGAUCGCUGCCCGAUGACCUGCUGGAGAAGGCUCGUCAGCAGUUGAAGGCCACAUGCAACGAAACAGAUCGUCAAGCCUACGUCGCCGCAGUAGAGGGCCUUGUCAGCUCGGAGAGAGAAAGAAACGCGUUGCCGCUCAAGUUCACCGCGAACACAACCACAGAAGAGUAUUUGGCUGCUUUCAAAUCCGCACAACAGAAUCUUCUCUCUGCCGCAGAAGCAGGCAAUAAACUCGAGAAGAAGUUGUCGUUGCACCUGGGAGGGUAUCAAGCACGGCAAAAGACCUUGAAGCAGAAGAUUUCCACGGUCUAUGAACAAAUUGAGGAGCAGAGGGCACAGCUGGAUGCAUUUAGGACUCUGCAGAUUGGGGAAGAAGGUGCUUUGGCACGGAGGCUGGAGAGGCUGAGGGAUGAAGUGAGCUUUGUGAUGAGGAGGGAGAGAGAAGCGCAGGAGGAGUAUCGUGAGUUGAAGGAACGAAGUGCCGAGGUGAACGGCGUGAACGGCCAUUCAUGA